UGGUGGCAGUGGUGGUGGCAGUGGCAGCGGGGGCAGCCAUACUCAAACAACCGCCGAGCGAGGAGCGCGGCGCGGUGUAGAAAUGAAACGAUAAUACAGCACGUUGAAACGCUCACGGCUUAGGGACGAGGCGCAAGGCGUGAGUGUGACCGAUUGGGCGUAAAAGAAUUAGAAGACAGAAAAGAAUCAGGGCGGAAGUGCGGCAAAGUUCGCAGAGGAAAAGGAAAGAGUGUGUCGACGAAAAGAAGGGGGCUCCGCCGUCGAAUCUCGGUGGUGGCACGGAGUGGACGGUAUGAGCGCAAAGACGGACGUUAACAGGCGAGUCCUAGCGAUUCAGGCCAAAAAGAAGAGGCACAAGCCGAGUAAAAGAAAAGGGAAGGGUAAUUCUCAGGGUGAUACGGACUCAACUACCGGACAAUGCUCAAAAGUACAACCAGCCGCCGCACGGCAAGGACAAGGAUCCGACUUUUUUCAAGAUCCCUCUUCGGGACAGAGACCAUACUCCAGCGAUAAUGGAAAUAGAUUGGAACCAUGUCACAGCUCGAGCAAUGAAACGAUAGAGGAUGACGAUGAAGUGUACAGUAGCGAAGAUGAAGAGCAGGAAGAUAGCAGUGAUUAUUGCAAAGGAGGUUAUCAUCCUGUGAAGAUAGGGGAUUUGUUUUUAAGUCGUUAUCAUGUGACUCGAAAACUUGGCUGGGGUCAUUUCUCUACAGUCUGGCUUUGCUGGGAUCUACAGGAUAAACGAUUUGUGGCCCUCAAAGUAGUAAAAUCUGCAACACAUUUUACUGAGACUGCUUUGGAUGAAAUAAAGUUAUUAAAAGAUGUACGUGAUAUCGAUCCUAGCGAUCCUAAACGAAAUAAGACCGUCCAAUUGCUCAAUGACUUCAAGAUCAGUGGCAUUAAUGGUCUUCAUGUUUGCAUGGUAUUCGAAGUGCUUGGACAUAAUCUCCUUAAAUUGAUCAUAAAAUCUAGCUAUAGAGGAAUUCCAAGGAACAAUGUUAAGCGCAUCAUCCGCCAAGUCCUAGAAGGUCUUGAUUAUCUUCAUAAUAAAUGUAAAAUUAUUCAUACAGAUAUAAAACCUGAAAAUGUUCUCAUAUGUGUAGAUGAAACUUAUAUAAGAAAAUUAGCUUGUGAGGCAACCGAAUUACAUUCUUUGGGUAUAAAAUUACCAGUUUCUUUAAUUUCUACUGCACCGAAAGAAUUUCAAGAACCCACGCCAAAUUCGAAAAUGUCUAAAAAUAAAAAGAAGAAAUUGAAGAAGAAAGCUAAACGGCAAAACGAAUUAUUGAAGAAACAAAUGGAACAGAUAGAGGAAAUAGAAGAACAAAAUAAACUUGCAAACAGUACAAGAGAAAAUGGUGAGUUGGAGACAAAUAGUCCGGAUCAAGAUGUGAAUACAGAAAGUAUAGAGGAUAAUACAGAAAGUAAAGGUUCUCCUGAUAUCUCAGAACCAUCUGUACCAUCGUUACACAUCAAUGGAGUGGAUGGUUUAGCAGGUGGAGAAAAAAUAGAAAAUCAAUCAACCGAUCGGUCGGAGAAAAUGGAGAAUGUGACUUUAUGUGAUGUAGACAAAAGUUGUGGUGAAAGUACUCUACCACGAGAUGCAGAAGAUACGGACGAAUGUAGCGAAGGACGUAAUUUAAAUCCACCGGAGAGUAAACAAUUAAAACGGGCAUCUGUAGCACCACUUGAUCCAGCUACGGUAGAUUGUGAAGUUGAAGUAAAGAUAGCUGAUCUUGGAAAUGCAUGUUGGGUUCAUAAAAAAUUUACAGAUGAUAUACAAACACGACAAUAUAGAUCUUUAGAGGUUUUGCUAGGAUCAGGAUAUGAUACUUCUGCAGAUAUAUGGUCCACAGCAUGUAUGGCAUUUGAAUUAGCAACUGGUGAUUACCUUUUUGAACCACAUAGUGGUAAGGAAUAUUGUAGAGACGAAGACCAUCUAGCUCAUAUUAUAGAGCUACUUGGAGAAAUACCUAGACGUAUAGCGCUCUCUGGAAAAAACUCGAAAAUGUACUUUAACAAAAAGGGUGAACUGAAGCAUAUUACCGGAUUAAAGCCAUGGGGGCUUUAUGAGGUGCUUACAGAAAAGUAUGAUUGGUCACCGAGUGAAGCACGCGAAUUUGCUGAAUUUUUAACUCCGAUGUUAGAAUUUGAUCCGAGUAUGCGAGCAACAGCUGCUGAGUGUCUGAAGCACCCAUGGUUGCAAAUCAAGUGAUCCUGCUUUUAUUUUAUUUUCUUUUAUUUUAUUUCCUUUUUUUUUCUUUUUUUUAAUUCUUUUAUCUUUAAAUUUCUGAGAUCCUCACUCUUUACCACCUUGAUGCAAUUACAAGUCGAGAGUGUAAUAGGAAGCAAAAGUCAGAAACAAAUUUUUAUACCCAAUUAUAGUUUCAAUUUUCAAUAUAAAACGAAUACAUUACUAGGAGCGCACAUCCUAUAUUUAUUUCAUAUUUUGGGCCAUAAAAGAAUUUUAAGACACAGCCUAUAUAUAUAUGACACAAACGUAGCACAUCAUAAUGUAAAAAUAUACGCGAAUAAUUCGUUCGACGAUAAUAAAUUCUACUGAUAAAUGUCUCGAUAUUAUUAGGAGUUAGACAACAUUUAUAUAUAUAUAUAUAAAAAAGAGGAGAGAGAAAAAAAAAAGAAAAAAAAAAAAAAAAGAAGAAGAAAAAAAAAAAAAAAAAGACAAAAGGAAAAAAAGGCGUUAGAAAUCAAUUCUAUGAAAUUUCGUUAUACAGUGAGGUAUGCUUCCUAAUGAAAUACUCUCGACAUCACCCGCCUAUACGUGUAUUUAUAAAUUUGUUAAAUCAUAUUUUUCAUUUAGCGAUGACAACUUAAAUUAAAGUUAAUAGUAUUUUAUUACUUUAUACAUUCGUUACAUCCUUCGUACUGGUCACUUUAUUUAUCUACAAGUAUUCCAAGAGUCAUGGUACCCACUCAUAAGAUACUUUAUAGAUAUUUAAGGGCAGGCCCGUUAAAACACGUAAAUUUCUAUAAUUCAAUCUGACUAGAUUUCUUUUUAAUAUGAUGUCAGUUACAGUAAACUCUUAAUGAAAGUUCUUUUUUCCAUUAACUAUUUUCUGUAAACUCUUAGACGUAUAAUGUAAAUUUCUCACUACCUCGUUGCAUUAGAUAUUUUAAAAUACUCAUACACAACACAUGCCGGAACAUGUAGUUAAUGCACAGAAUAUUUCUAUGAAUUUACAAUGUAUUCAAAUGUACGAAUGAUUGGUAUCAAGUGAGAGUUGGUCACCAGAUUCUUGGUAUAUAAAGCCAAGCUAGGCCGAACACAAAUCGAUAUGAGACAAUAUGUUUUUGCUGAAUAUUUAAAGGGGCAGAAAUAUUUGAGUAAACGAAAGAUCGUUAAAUUAUAAGCCUUUUAAUAAGAAUAUAAGUCGAACGUACAAAUAUCUAAAGCAAUAUUAAUUUUUGGUUAUGCAAACUUUAUGAAUCUCAAUGGUCUCAUUCCAAAAGUAAUGCGGUUUUUUAAAGUAAGUUUUAAAAUAACGAAAAAAGAUACUUUCAACUUUAAUCUAAGAUAUAUUUAUCACUAUUAUUAACAAUUUGUUUUUAUCUUAACUUGAAAUGUUCAAUACCUUCAAUUAUUUCUCACUAUCAAGGGAUUUUCAGGAUAUUUUGACUUUUCUUAAUAUUCAAAGCUAUAAUUUCCAGAGCGGAAAGAUUCGAAUCAUUUUUUGACUUUGGACUUACACUCACAAUACGUGGAUCAUAAAUCUUGCAGAUUUUAUUGUAGCAGUUGCUGUAGCAAUACUCUCGCAAAAACUUCCAAAAGAAAUAUGCCUUAAAUGCUCUUUCGACGCUUCCAUAACGUUUAACUCUUAAAUUCACGUAUGACAAAUUAAAUUAGCACACAAUUACUUAAAACACUGCAAAUUUUAAUAAAUAAUACACAUUGUACGAAUAUACAAUAACUAAAAUAUUGCAUCCUCCAUUUUGACAAAUAAGAAAAAAUCGCCUUAUUUAUGGGACGACCCAAUAUCUUGUAAUUUCAAUCAUAAUGAAAUAUUUAUUAUUAUAUCCUUUUGAAAAUGAAGCGAAUGCACACAAAUUGUCUUAUCUCGUGUGUUCUGAAAUAUCGAUUCUAAUAUAUACUUUCCUAUGUCUGAAACUCUCUAUGUUAAGUCUGAAAACAUCAUGUGUGCAUAUGUGGGUGUGUGUGUGUGUGUGUGUGUGUAUACACGCACAUAUAUACGCACAUAGGUAUACACACACCAGUUCUAUAUAACCAUCUUCAUACAUUGACUGAUCAUUGAGCUCUUCGCCGAUAAAUUAUUUCCUGUUUUAUAUUAAAACAAAAGCAAAACAAAAAAACAGUGCAUACACUGUGUAUAUUCACCAUCAUCGGCUCGUUCAUGUUAUUCUACUUCGUCUAGCACUUCAAAUCUAUACUCUAUCGUUUUCUUUCUUUCUUUCUUUCUUUCUUUCUUUCUUUCUUUCUUUCUUUUUCUCUUUUCCUUUUGGUAAGACUUAAACUUAGGGUUUCAUAUCGACAUGUGGAUACGCUUAUGUGUACGUACAAGGAUCUUAAUAAAAUCAUGCUUCGUUUUUUUUCUACCUUGGUGUUUCUCACCAGGUAAAGCGAUUUUAUUUAUAUAAGUAUUUAUCGUCACGUAUCAUAGUCAUUUCGUUUUCCGCUAACAAAAAAUUUUGUAAAAAAAUAAUGAAAAUCUGUAUAAUAAUUGAUCUCAUGUGAACAAUGUGCAUCUGCUCUCACUAACAAGGUAUCAAUUUUGAAACAAAAGUCCUGGCACGAUAUUCUUCACACACAUAAGAGAAACGUGUUGUACAAUUAUUUCUGGAAAGGGGGGAAAAAAAGUUAACGAUUUCGUCAUUGAAAUUAUGAUUAUAAUUUAUUAUAUACUACUGUACUGCGAGAAACGGGAAAUAUUGUGACGUAUAGAGGUUUACUACAAUAUUUUCUCUGCGACAAAACAGGAAGAAGAAAAAGGAAACUAACAACACCGAAUAAAUAAAGUCCCCCCCCACCCCUACUUGUAAUGCAGUAAUUAGUAUGGAACGCGUUUAAGAUUAUAGAUGAUCCGUUUAGCUAAUGAUGCGCCCUACGAAUUUAUGCUUGUUUCAAUUGAUUCUAUGAGCUAUAGAAUCAAGCACGCGAGCCGUAGGCAUUAUCACGGCUUCGCAUCAUCCAACGACUAUCUUGUCGAAUUUGUACAGUAAAUAUUAGAGUAAAUAGCGAAUAUACACGGAUACAAUUUUGUGAGAGGAUUUGAUGGCCAUUGAAAUUCGUUGGUAUCAUCUCGAGGUAAUUCGAGUUACGUCUACUUUUUUAUUUUGGUUUUUUUUUUCUUUUUGAAUUAAUCAGAUUCAAUGUAGCUAUAAACGUGUAUUUUACAUAUAUAUAUAUAUAUAUAAAGCUCUUAUUGAAGAUAAGAUGGCUAGAUAAGAACGAAAAACGUUAAAAAUAGGUGAACAUUUUGAAACACAAAAGAUUCUUUUCAACUUUUCAUUAAGCAGAAAAAUAUUCGAUCGCCUCUAUCAUAUUGACGGACUUCAUUGGCCUGACGUAUGUUCGUCUUGUAGGCUCAUAUAUUGCAAUUAAAAUAGAAAAAGAAAAAGAAAGAAAAAUAACCGAGAAAAAAACCAAAUCGAAAGAGAAACAUGAAUACCGACUUAUGUAGAGAUAUAAAUCCAUUAUUUACGUAGGCGUACGAUGGCUGCUUAAAUGCUAGUUAGAAGACAAAAUUAAUGACUUGUGUAACAUCUGAUGUAAACAUCUGAACUUAACGGACGUUUCAAUGGCUAAGGAUCUUCUCGUGCGUGUUAUAAUUAAUAAUACGUAAUAGAAUUAUUCGUUAACGGCAUGUCGACUGUAAUGCAUACGUGUAUUUCUGACUAUUCGAAGAAGAAAAGAAAAGAGAUAGAGGAAGAGAAUGGUUUGUAUAGGGACCCAAUUUUGAACUACACCAGCGGAUCAUGUUCCAAUCGGUAGGGAAAACACAGUAAAAUGUUUGGCAAUGGCUCACUCAAAUAAAUUGUCGAAAUGUUGGGACUCGUGGGGAAAAAAGAAAAAAAGAAAGAAAGAAAGAAAGAAGGGAGAAAAUGAUGAAAUGACAUUACAAAGGAAGAAAUUCGAAAAAUAGGUAGAAAAUUAAUAUUAUAGUAGUCUGUGAUUUUUAUAUAAUUGCAAAAUAACAGAGAAGACUAAGAGGAACUAUUUGUCGAUAAAGAGAGAUAUCAGUAAGAGUGAACACAAUCGAGAUUAAUCAUUUUAGUGAAGAUAAAAUAAGAAAUGAAAAUCAAUGCAAGACACUCGGACGGGGAAAAAGAACACCAAGUCGCAAAUGUACUCGACCGAUGUCUAUUGUAAAUACAUAUACGCGGAAAUAAUUAGAAGACAAUUUUCUUUUGCACCGCGUUCUAAUUGUGACUGACUUUUUUCAUCGGUAAAGAUUAAUUAUUCGUGAGUAACGGGACAGUUGUCAGAGAUAACAAAAAUUUGAUAAGAGAAGCGCGCGUAUCUUACUGAUUGGUACAUAGUCAGUCUGGAUCGUGGAAUCACGAAAGAUUCCGUUAAAAAUUAUGCAUGUUUAGCAAAUUAAAGCGCAGAAGUAUAUUACGAGCCACGCGGAAGAUCUGAAAAGAAACGAUGACUAUAAAAUUUUUGAGAAUAAAGAAAGAAUAAAGAAGGAAGAAAACCAAACGAUGAAUGAAACAAAAAAGAAAAAAAAAAAAAAGAAAAUACAUUAUGUAGGACAUCUUCAUAUACGUGAUCAUUUUUAGAAUCGCGUUUAUCGAUCGAAAAGUGAGAUCGAACGAAAGAAUUAACUUUGAACGAUAACAACAGGAAAAAAAAAGAAAGAAGAAGAAGAAAAUACAUUCAGAAAUAGCGUUAUAAAAGUUGACUGGAGUGUUUUUAGAGAACAACAAGCUUCCGAGCUUUUAGACAAUAUCCUAAAUAUUAGCACUAAUGAGUGCCCCUUCCCGGCCAACCCCUCCUUCCGAUAUCGUUACGAGAAAGUAAAAGAGAAGUGAUUAGAAAGUUUUAAUCUACCAAUCGUAGGGAAAAGGAGCGAGUGAGAGUUAAUUUAAUUAUACACACACACACACACACACGUGUGUUUUUUUGUUCUUUUUUCCUUUAUCAAUCUUUCUUUUCCUUCCCCUCAAAUUACAAUUCGUUUCUUGAUUAUCGAGUUAAUAUUGUUAGAUCAAUGCGAUUUAUAAGAGUCAUGUUAUUUCGUUUCAAUUCUUUCAUCAUCGAAUUUAUCCCUUUCGUGUCACGAAAUCAUUUUUCGUUUUUGCACGGUGUCCGUUUCUACGUUUAUUUGUCAAUCCCUCCAUGUGUUUCGCAAGAAAAAUGAAUUAAUAAUAAUAAUAAUAAUAAUAAUAAUAAUAAUAAUAAUAAUAAUAAAAAUAAAAAUAAAAAUAAAAAUAAAAAUAAAAAUAAAAAUAAAUAAAAAUAAAAAUAAAAAAAAGGAAAGAUAAAUUCGUGAAAAUGCACGUUGAAUCGGCACGAUGCCUCGUAUGCUCCAUUACUUCGAGAUCGAUAGAUUUCUCGCAAAUAUAGGAGGCAUUCGUAAAUUAAUAUGAUUAACCGAAAAAAGAAACGAACGAGCCGAAAGAAAUAAAUGGAUUUGAUGUUUAGAUGCUGCCUCCAUUAUAUGCCCUGCCACAGGAAAAAGUAAGAUAAUAAACAUAGACCCAUGUACCCACCUCUAAGAGAAUGAUAUAUAUAUAAGAAAUAAAUUCGCAAGAAAAUAAAAAUAAA
This is a messenger RNA of Vespa crabro (European hornet), 7747 nucleotides long. RefSeq names its product SRSF protein kinase 2 (gene SRPK). NCBI's taxonomy places the organism in Eukaryota, Metazoa, Arthropoda, Insecta, Hymenoptera, Vespidae. Gene Ontology annotation, biological process: spliceosomal complex assembly; protein phosphorylation; regulation of mRNA processing. The record is from RefSeq and is a predicted model, not a curated record. Gene Ontology annotation, molecular function: protein kinase activity; ATP binding. Bases 293 to 2215 code for a protein of 640 amino acids. The transcript has 6 exons.